AGGUCCACCGUGAUUGCAGCACUGAGACUGUAGGGCAACAAGCACAGAAAGUGAUUGAACUCACUUUUGCACUCAUCAUGGACUCAUUCCCCUGUGCUAUUCUCCUCUUCUCUCUGCUAUGUUCAGCCACUGGUCAAGGUCUUGUGGUCACAGUGGAACCCCACACUACUACUGUGCGUGAAGGGGAGUCAGUCAGUCUCAGGUGCCAAGUGGGGAGCAGUGCACGUCCCGCCGAACUGCAGUGGAGAAGAGCCAAUAAUCAAGCCUUAGCAGACAAUGUUAAAAUCGGCCCCGAUGGUGCAGUUCUGACAGUUGCCAAUGCUCGACCUGGUAACCAGGGAGAGUAUCAAUGUGUGGCAACCAACUCUGGAGGUUCUGGCACUGCUUCCGCACAGAUCAACAUCAAAUUUCCUCCUAAAGUGCGGUUGUCACCAACUGGUCCUCUGAGAGUCAAAAUUGGUGCCCGAGUAUCAGUACAAUGUCGUGCAACAGGCAGACCACGGCCCAAGCUGAGCUGGAGGCGCCAAGGUUCCCCUCUGAAGCUUCUUUCUGAGGAGAGAGAUGGUGUCAGCACCAUACAAUGGGUAGUAGUACGUCCGGAAGAUGUUGGUGUGUAUAUUUGCCAAGGUGAGAACAACGUGGGUGUGACUGAGAUCAAAGUGGAGGUCAUUUUGGAUGGGGGACCUGAUGCACCCAUUGCAUCAGUGAGUCACAAGGAAAUUACUGCUGUAGAGGGUCGUUCUGUCACUUUCAGCUGUCAGGCUACAGGUUCUCCACCUCCCCUCAUCACAUGGUCCAAGCUGAGAGCCCCGUUACCAUGGAAACACACAGUCGCUGGGGGUGUCCUGACACUGACCAGUGUGGGGCGCCAGGACUCCGGCCAGUACAUCUGUAAUGCUACCAACAUUCACGGCUACAGCGAGGCAUACACGCAGAUGGAGGUGGAAAGUCCUCCUUAUGCCACCUCUCUACCCGAGCAGGUGAAACUCCAACCUGGCGAUGCUCUUUCUCUCCGUUGUUUGGCCCAUGGCUCCCAUCCCAUUCAGUUUGAAUGGAGCCGGGUUGGGAGAGGCAACCUGCCUGCAGGAAGUCAGACUACCAGCGACGGACAACUUGUGAUACCCCGUCUUAAAGCUAGUGACGGUGGGACAUACAAGUGUGUAGCUACCAACCACAUUGGGUCCAGUGAAGCACUGGCCAAAGUCAUUGUGAAAGGCCACUGAGAUGUCUGCAGUGUCAGUGCAAGCCCGGAUUGAUGACAUGAAAUGGAAAGUAUCACUCAAGUUAUAAUGUGCAUGUGGAGUUAACUCAAACCUUUCUUCAAGAGGGUUUAUUAAAGGAUUAGGUGAUACAUGGAAAAAUUGUGUCACUUUUUGGAGAAACUUCUGUUUUGUUAUUGUUUUGUUUCCAAAUUUGAAGAGGGAUUGCACACCACAAAUGGAAAAUGUCUGUAUAUUCAAGGGUAAUCUAGUUAAUUCGGUACUCCAUCAUCUACGUGCAAUUUUCCAAUUAUAAAUUACGUUUUAAGCAAGAAACCACAUUUGGUUGAUUUGAAGUGUUUAAAAUACACUGGUAAUUUUGAUGUUUUACUGUAAGAUAUUCAAUUGAAAUAUCUUACAUCAAAAUAGCUUAUUAAUUCGUACGUUCGUAAAUUGUACACCAGAAUGUUUCUGAGCCUCAUUGUCAUCCUGAUACCUAUAAAAUUAAAUAAACACUUUAGAACUAAUAUGA
This is a messenger RNA of Corythoichthys intestinalis (scribbled pipefish), 1731 nucleotides long. RefSeq names its product basement membrane-specific heparan sulfate proteoglycan core protein-like. Gene Ontology annotation, cellular component: neuron projection. The record is from RefSeq and is a predicted model, not a curated record. Lineage: Eukaryota; Metazoa; Chordata; Actinopteri; Syngnathiformes; Syngnathidae. Bases 78 to 1223 code for a protein of 381 amino acids. The transcript is spliced from 8 exons.